Messenger RNA from Otolemur garnettii (small-eared galago), 797 nucleotides. RefSeq names its product C-C motif chemokine 4. The record is from RefSeq and is a predicted model, not a curated record. The coding region runs from base 221 to 499 and encodes 92 amino acids. The transcript has 3 exons. Gene Ontology annotation, biological process: monocyte chemotaxis; positive regulation of ERK1 and ERK2 cascade; neutrophil chemotaxis. Gene Ontology annotation, cellular component: extracellular region. Gene Ontology annotation, molecular function: chemokine activity; CCR chemokine receptor binding. NCBI's taxonomy places the organism in Eukaryota, Metazoa, Chordata, Mammalia, Primates, Galagidae.
AGGAGCUGAGAGGAAGGAUCCCUUCACUCUCCGCCAGCUUCCGUUUCCUUGGUGGCCCCGUGACAUCAUCUUUACCCUGGAAAUUCCACUCACCCUCCUGUGCCUCCGACUCCUAUAAAGAGAGCUUCCCAACUCAGCAUCAGCACAGAACACAGCCAGGUUCUGAAGCUUCUGAGGUCUGCACUCUCUCCUCUAGGCAAACCUCUCUUCCACCGAGACCAUGAAGUUCUGUGUGACCGUCCUCUCUCUCCUCGUGCUCCUGGCUGCCUUCUGUUCUCCGGCGCUCUCUGCACCAAUGGGCUCAGACCCUCCCACCGCCUGCUGCUUCUCUUACACCCUACGGAAGAUCUCUCGAAAUUUCGUGGUAGAUUACUUCGAGACCAGCAGCCUCUGCUCCAAGCCAGCUGUGGUAUUCCAGACCAAAAGGGGCAGGCAAAUCUGUGCCAACCCCAGUGAAGACUGGGUCCAGGAAUACGUGGACGACUUGGAACUGAGCUGAGCUGCUCUAGGCUCAGAGGCAGGAAGUCUUCAGGGAAGGUCACCUGAGCCUGGAUGCUUCCCUAUGAGACGUACCUUCUCCACAGUCAUGACCCCUCCCGGUAGAUCUGUGCCUUCUCUUAGUUUAAUUUUUAUCAUGUGAUAUGUUAUUGUAUUGGAUGUUAUUUCUAUUAUUUAUGCUUGUUUUGCUAAAGGAUACAUGUCCCCUAUGGGGAUGUCCACAUGACUGUUUCUCUGCAUUUUGGAUACAUAGAUGAUGCAAUUGAUUCCAUGUGUUUUCAUAAUAAAACUUUUAAAAC